Zingiber officinale is the source of this 5623-nucleotide messenger RNA. RefSeq names its product mediator of RNA polymerase II transcription subunit 15a-like. The transcript has 5 exons. The coding region runs from base 124 to 588 and encodes 154 amino acids. The record is from RefSeq and is a predicted model, not a curated record. Gene Ontology annotation, biological process: regulation of DNA-templated transcription. NCBI's taxonomy places the organism in Eukaryota, Viridiplantae, Streptophyta, Magnoliopsida, Zingiberales, Zingiberaceae. Gene Ontology annotation, molecular function: chromatin DNA binding; transcription coactivator activity.
CCACUCCUCCAGGUAAACAAGGCCGUCCUAUCUCCUCUAGGUAAAACAUAACUUAGUGCGAUUCCGUCUUAUAAGAGGAACGCGUCUUUUUCGUUCACAAGGUUAGGGCAUCUGGUUAGAUCGAUGGAGGGGAACAGUUGGAGGCCGACUCAGGAGGAGCCACAGUCCAUGCCAGAUGGGAGCUCCGGUGACUGGAGGAGUCAACUCCAGCCCGAGGCGCGCCAAAGAAUCGUGAACAAGAUAAUGGAGACGUUGAAGCGUCAUUUGCCAAUCUCUGCACCUGAAGGUCUAAAUGAACUUCAGAAAAUUGCUUUUCGGUAUGAGGAUAAGAUAUAUACUGCAGCUGCAAAUCAGUCUGAUUAUUUGAGAAUAAUUUCUCUAAAAAUGCUGUCAUUGUUGAGCAAGUCUCAACAUGCUGAAAGACCUGGACAAAUCAACCCAUCCAUUAACCAGAAUCCUGCAGAUCCAGCAACACUGGAUUCAAUAGCACCAACAGGACAUGCUACAGUUGCUGAUUUGCAGGAGGGGAUCUACCAAAAGGUCUUGGGUCAAUUCCCGGCGGUGCAAAAUAUCUUAUUGGGUGCUUAACCUCUCUCAUGCAACUAGAGCAAAAGGACCCUUGUGAUUUACCUGUUUGUAUCUUGCCGUGGGGCCGGUAAUACUGGGCGCUUGGGUUGAGCAAUAUCACCUUUUGCUCCAAUGAAGGCAAAAUUUUAUAUUUUUGUGAUGGUAGUAUUUGUAUAUUUUUUAAAAUUACACAACUAUUUGGGUUUUGAUACAUAAAUUACCAUCAGCUGGCAAGUGUAUAACGAGCCAUCGCGUUUAUUUUGUCUCUUUUCUGUGCGUAUGGCUUUGAGAUAAUUGAACAAGUUGAAUGGAUUAGGCUACAUUUUGGACUCUUACUAGCUGGAAGUGCUUCUGAUCGUCACUGCUGACGUUGUACAGUAGGUAGUGCUGAAUGACAUCAUUGCAUCCAGUUUAUUGUUGGUUGUCGUCACUACUUCCAUCAUAAUUCCAUCAUAGUGAUGAGAUUGGCUUUUUCAACAGAGCCUAUGGAGGGAGGUAGUGUAGAUGUAGAAGCUGUUGCUAAUAGCGUUUUUGUUUUUUGUUUUUCGAACCAUGCCGUAUUUAUUUUUUGGUAAUAUUUGCAAAGGUUUGAAUGUUGAGCAGAGUAGAUGAACGGAAAGAACACUGUGCCGAAGUUUUUUGGCCAAUAAAUUUUUUCAGUGAAGGUUUUUCCGGACAAAGUAUAUUCUUAAGGAUCCUAAUCAGGAUCCCAGAGCCACAAACUUCCUUGGAUAGAAGCUCGUCAUUGUUUAAGUUGUUUUUCAAGUGUUUUUGAAGAAGUCGAUUCUCUGUCUGAGUGAGAAGGAUAUUCUUCAAACGGAAGUAAUGGGAUAUUAAGUCCUUGUACAUCAAGUUUUAUUAAAUGUUUGGCUAGUUCAGUUUGUAAGUUUCUUCAUUCAGGAGGAGAACUAUCAAAAGUACAUAAGACUAGAGCUUCUUUUUCUUCAAGUAUGUGUUGCACAAUUCUCCUAACUCCCAAGUAGUUUAGGAAAAGUUUAUAUGGCGUCCAAAUCUUGAACCCAAAGUUGUAGAAGUUCAUAGUUUAUUAAAGUAAAGGGAGCAAAAAGUCUUCCUCUAUAGUUCUUCUGUUUAAAUUGCGCAUACUAGAUAUUAACUUUUCUGAAAGAGUAAAGUAAUUGACAUCUGCAGCCCAAAUCUGUCAAGUCUGGUUUAGAACAUUGAGGGAAAGCCGUGGUACAAGUAAUUUGGUAAGUAUAUUCUUCCCCGUAAAGAAUAGUGAUUCCUGGUGUAGCAUUUUGAUGGAACCAAUUAAGUGCUUCUUCCAAUUCUAGGAAGUGUUGAAAAGUAUUAGUAUCACCCAAACUUUGGAUGUAAGUACGUAUAUCUUCUGGCAAAUUGGCUUGAAGUAUUUCAAGUGAUUGAUAAGUUAUUUGUUUUUGUGGAACUGCUAAUAAAUCAGUAUCAAGUCUGGCAGGAGUGGGAAGUGUUGCUGUUGUUAAGUAAGACUUCUCUUCUUGUUCUUUUCCAUCAGUCUGUAGUAGUGGGCUGAUUAUAAAGUUUGGGUCCAAAGUAGUUCAUAAGCUUCAUCUACUGAGUUGAUGCCGUUAUAUGAAGGUUUCUUUUCUUCAGGUAACAGUACCUUGACUUUGUCCUAGUUGGCAUAUAGUGCAGCAUAAGGACCUGAAAGAAUAGCAUAACAUGACAGAGGUUUUUGCAAGAUUGUCAAAAAAUAAUUCGAAAGGACAUUAAUAGUAGCUAUUUUCUUAUUAGCUAUUCCUAGAGAAGUAGGUAUAUUCCCGACAUUGUCAAUUAGACAUUGUUGUACUGGAUCAAGUUGUGUUCUGAUAGAGAAUCGAGAAGUAUCUUCUUUUCCGGAGUACUAAGGAAUGUAUACCAAAUUUCAUGGUUUUAAAAUCAUAAGUACGGACUUUCUUUUGUUUAUCCAUCAUAAAAAAAACAGUCAAGUUAUCAAACGGGAUAAAGUAUUAGCUAAGAAAUUAUUAGUUCCUUUGAUAUGUUCCCAUCUGAUUCUUAAUCCUUUAUUAAGAAUAGCAUCUGUAAAUUUGAUCCAUCGUUUGGAUCCAAGUCCUUUUCGAGCGUCUUUAGGUUGUUGGCUAUAUUUUACUAUAACUUCACAUUCUGUUCUAAGUGUAAACUCAGGUUUACUACAAUGAAUAGCAUAAAAGCUCCUAGACAGGAAAUGAUGGCUAGAAUUUCAUAGUCCAAAGAAGUAAGAUGACCCUUUUCCUUAUAUUUGCUUGAAGCAUAUCUACAAAGAGCUUCUGAAGUUUUUGGGUGAUACUUAGAAGGUUUGCUAAAUAAUGCUCCACCCCAUCCGGUUCCACAACCAUCAGUUUCUAUGACUAUAUAUAUAGUCUGAGUCUAAGGGGAGGGUUAACAUAGGUAAGUGUUGGACCAUAUUUUUGAUUUGUUUUCUCUAGAUCUACAUCUUGUUAGUUAAAAUAUCUCUGCCCUAAGGUUUUAUUAUAUAAAGGGUCACUGAUUUUACCAAUAUUGUUUAAAUAAGGUUUGACAUAAUUAAGUAAUCCUAAAAGGAUCUAAGUAUUUUAAUAUCUUCCAUUUUAUUUGGAAAAGUUAAGAAUUUGCUCGUUAUUUGAGCUUGGAGUGUUAUUUUUCCUUAUCCAAUAAUGCUUCAUAAGAAUUGUAUGACUGUUAAUUUCAUUUUCUUUCUGGAAACAAUUAGAUCAUGUUUUUCAAAUAAGUUAAAAACUCGGUGUAAAUGAGCAUAUUGUUCUUUUGUUUUAGAGAAAACUAGAACGUCAACAAUAUAUACACAAAUAAAAGUAGUUACUUCCCUAAAAAUAUCAUCCAUUUUUCUUUGAAAACCUUGGGGAGCUAUUUUUAGGCUAAAUGACAUAACUAGUCAUUCAAAAUGUCCUUCAGGACAAGAGAACGCGGUCCGAGAAAUAGAGUCUGGGUGCAUUUUAACUUGCCAAAAUUUAGAUUUCAUGUCAAAUUUAGAAUACCAUUUUUAUUUCUGAAUUUUAUUGAGUAGUUGCUCCUUAUUAGGAAUUUUGUAUCCGUUUUCAUGACAAUUUUCAUUGAGAUUUUUGCAGUUAAACACCAUUCGAGACUGUCCUCCUUUUUAUUCUGCUCCUUAAUUUACAAUAAAAGCAGGACUUCUAUGUCUAAAAUCUGAUCUUUUGUAUAGCCUUUAGAGCCAAGAGUUGAGUAAUAUGCAUUUUACAUUCUUCAGCUUCCCAAUUGGUGUAUUUUAAGUCUUGUGCCUUAAUGGUUAAGUCAGAAUUGAUAAUAUUCAAUUUACAAUAUAUUUUAUCCCUUUUCCCUGUAUUUGGUAGGAGUUUCUCCUAUGAUUUCUAUUUUUUCACAUCUAGAGAUAACUGUGUCUAGAUUGUCUUGUUGGCUUAGUAAAGUAUAUAAGUAAGAAGGUUUGAAACAAUCCUGAUAAUAAGUAUCUAUGUCUGAGUUAAGAUUCCUAAAAUACCGAGUAACUAGAUCGUCUAGUUCUUCGGGGCUGUUAUCUCCAAGUAUAUUUAGUUUUCCUGUAACGAAAUAUUAACGGUGGGUUUUAUUUUACAAUUAUUGGGUAUAGAGCAAGGACAAGAAUUGGAAGAAGUAGGAUUGUAGGUUUCAACAGGAGGGGUGUCAUCACGCUUACCAGCGCGAACCUUUGAUGGGUAAGCCGACAGAAUAGGCGAAAUAAUAGGGGUGGAAAGAAAAACAACAUAAUCCUUGGUUAGUAAGAGGGCUUGAUCCGGCGAAAUAAGAAAAUUAAGAUCAAGAAUGAGAGGAAUGGACUUACAGGCAUAGGGCGAGUCCAAAGUUGAGAAAGAGAAAGAGGAGAACUAAAAACGCCACAAUUCAUAUAAAUCUGAUAUAGACAUUUUUUACAAAUUUAUGGCAACUUAAUUCUGAACCGUCAAACUGUGUACUCAACAAGGGAGUAUUAGUAGUUUUAAUAAGAGAAGUAGGAAUAAAAGAAGUGAGCAAUGUUUCAUCAAUAGUGGAUGCAGCCGCACCACUAUCUAAGAAAGCGUGUAAAGUAUGUUCAUGACCUUGAAUGUUCAAAGUGCACUGUACUUAAAUAUCACUAGUCAGACUAGUGUUAUAAGUGUUUGGGGUUUGAAUAAAAACAAAUUCAGUGUUGUCAGGUUCUUCAGAAAGCAUAAGGCCUUUGCCUUUAUCAUGAGUAAUAUCUUGAGUAAAAGAGGAUGGACUAGGCUGAGUAUAAGGCUGGGGAGCAAGUUCAGUUUCUAAUAAGUUCAAAUGGGUUUCUAAGAUAGAAACUUUAGAUUCCAAUAGAGUAUUUCUAGUACUACAUUUAACCGAAUGGGUUUGAGGAAUACUAAUUUGGAAGAGUCCAUCAAGGCAUAAAUUGCAACAUUGACGUUUGCAGAGUUUACAAAUACCACGAUGAAUAAUAGAAGGAUAAUAUCCACAAGCAAAACAAGGGAAUUGCAAUAGGAAGGCAACAAAUAUAAAUGGCGAUUUUUUACUAACCAUACGACUAUCUAGAUCUGGUUGGCAGAACAAGUUUUUGUUAAAUAACCCAUAACACUUUUCGAUGCUGAUAUAUGGCUUUUCGUGAUAAGCUGUAUUUUGUUUUUUAACAUUGCUUGUUCCAAAUUAUUUAUUUCAUCACCCUUUUUACUAACCUUAUGACAUUAGCUAGAUCUUGUGGGUAAGCAUUAUAUCUUUGUUAAAUAAUCCCUAAUAGUUGUGAAUUGUGAUAUAUGGCUUGUUGUAAUAAGUUAAGUUUGUUUUUAGCAUCUUACCUGUUUCAAAUUAUUUAUUGAAUAGGGCAUAGGAAUGGGAAUCCAUGAAAAAUCAAAUACUCCAUCCAGAUUUGCUUUCUUUAAAUUGGCAUUCUAAAGUCCUAUCAUAUACUUGCUAUUUACAUAAUUACUUUGUGUUUCCACUCAUGGCAUUGCUAUGCCUGAUGUACACAAACCUACACGGCUAUGCAUGCUUCCAUUACAGUAUCAGCAUAAAUCAAGCUUACUGAUAAAAUUAUCUAUUCAUUGAUUGAAGGUAAGCAAUAUAUUCUUCAUUUGUGGCAGAUUAAGUCCCUGGAAGAUUUUCUACUUGGCUGACCUGAAUGACUAACAUGCAA